AUGAACCAGGGUUCGAUUUCAUCUGCUCUGCUCUGUCUCGUUCUUGCACGUCAAGCCGUGUGUUUAAGUGCUCGUAAGUUCCAUUGAUUGAUGCUUUGGAAAAAUGGUUACUGGUAUUACAGAGGUUAUAUUACGGCAGAUUAUGCGUUUGGGAGAAAAUCCAUGCAAAGGACGCAUGGACGUCGUAUUAGUGCGUUUCGCGGUAUUUGGAAAAUAUGUGCAUUGAUAAAUGUAAAAUACGCUUGAUCACACAUUCGAACUUCAAACUAUUAUCAUUAAAUUUAAUGCCUCAAACGAACCAAAAAUCUACCAGUUUAUUCCGCCUCAGUCAGUUAGCGUUCGCUUAAUAAAUCGCAGGGUUAAAACAAUGCCAAUUUAAGUAUAUGACACUGCCAACUUGUAAAUAAUCUUCGUUUAAUACAUUUAGAUGCUCUUCCUGCUGUGUGCAAUUACACUUAUCCGUAUAUCACAAGGGCAUCCGGUCCGCUUAACAUAACCGUUUUAACUGCAAAAGAGCCAAAUGUAAGUUUUAACGUGUUUUUGAGAAAAUAUGUUGGUCAAUAAAUACCUAUUAUUUUGACCAUUACGACACCGUUAGCUGAGCUCAGUUUGUUUCUGACAAUAUUUCUCAAAAAACACUACGGGUUAAAUCAUAAGAUGUAAUAACCUUUAUGACUCAGGCAGUGCCUAGAUCAAGCGUCACGGCAUGUUUAACAAACAAUCAAAUUAGAAAAUAAACUCCGUCUAACGUUGUUGAAAUUUGCGCUAUCUAUCGGUACCUGAUAAACAUGUUUUAGAAAUAUCAUUGUCUUGUUUCAAAAUAAGUUCCAUAUUUGACGGUUUCUGUAGCAGAUCAAUGGUAAUCUGGAACUAGGUGGGCAAAGGAGAGUAGAUGUCUAAGUAAAAACAUUCUGGCAACGCAGAAAGUGACACUGCUCGUGUAUGGCCUUGGUAGCUGGAAUUAGUUUGAGGAUGUUUCUAACGAGUGAAUGCAUCAGCACACGCUUUGCUGUGUGCCUGCUUAGAAUAAGUAUAGUUUAUCACUUAGACUUUUUUCAAACCGUUUUUAUAGAUUCAGCUUAAAAUCAUAAAAACGUUUAACAUCUUCCACAAUACCCUUGAAUAAAUGCGUUACUUGCGUUGCACUGGCAGAAAAUUCCUUGCCAUGAAAAAGCGGUCAAGCAUGCAUCCAUUUAUAACACAUAGUUAGUGAAAUUCGCCCUUAUUUCCGUUUUGUUUUCAGGAAAUUUGCAUUACUCAAAGAAAUGAAUCGUAUGUGAUCGAAAAUCACAUGUGUGUUGACAAACUUGGCGUGAAGCUCUCGUUUCCUUGUCCCUACGUGUGCGGUAAGAAAAUUCCAAUACAUACUAUAUUUCACUAUUUAUCCUAAUUAUGUUCUUUCCAAAUUCAUUUUCUAAGCGUACUUAGUUGAUAUCAAAGCAAACCGGCAGACUGUAAGAUGUUCAAAAACCGUGAUUGCCUUUUACUGAAAUUUUAUGCUGUGCAUAUCUGCCUGUUAAGUCGGACUGACUGUUAUGCUUUGUAUAUGCGACAAGGUUGGCUGUCCAAACAAUAACGUCCGAUUCAUACGUCCAUAUGUAAUAACUACCUUACUUAUGCAUUAUCUGAGCAUCUGUAAGACGGAGCAGGUUUAGCCUCUUGUGAUUAUUCAUAAACACAUUAAAACACUGUGGUCUUAUGUCUCAUUGCUUUAAAUGGCGUUACCAAAAACACCGUAACUUCAAAUGCUUACAGAGUAAAACGCAUAAAUUCUGCGUUUCAUAUUUUGUCUACAAUGUGAAAAACAAUAUUUCAGUUCAUUGGAGACCACACACGACAUAUACGUUUUUUCAAUCAUUACAUUACGGAGGACUCGUUGGCCUUGAAACAAAUACCCUUGAGGGUUUCACAACACACUUUAAUCUUUAAUUAAAGAACAUGUUGGUGCGUAAUCUAAAUGAACAAUGAGCUAAAAUAGCAAAUCCGCGCUUCACCUUAAUCCAUAAAAUUAAAAAAAUAACCUGAAAAAUUUCAUUGAAGUCACAUUCUUCUAUCAGUAUUCAGACUCAAUGAAAAACAAAAACGCCUCUGAGUACUCCAAAAGUCGUCUGCCAAAAACGCAUAUUGUAAAUUGUUUAUUAGUUAUGCAUUAAUGUGGUAGCGUAGUUUUGGCUGUCCAAACAAUAAAUUCUGGCUUAUACGUUCAUAUAUAUUCACUGCACCUUACUUAUGCAUUAUGUGGGCAUUUAGAAGACAGAGCCGGUUUAGCCCCUUGUGCUAAAUCAUAUGCCUCUUAAACCUAAGCAUAUUGAACAAGUGUAGUCUAAUGUCUUGUUGGCUCUAAACAGCGUAAUAACUAAUUCUGUGCCUUUAAAUGCCUGCAGUUAUAAAGCGUAUACAUUUUGUCUUCCAUAUUUUGUCUACAGUGUGAAAUAUAAUAUCUCAGUUCUUUGGGGAGCACGCAACAAAAAUGCGCUUUUUUAACUAUUACGUUAUGAAAGACUAGUUGCGUCUUGGAAAAAACUACCAUCGACGGUUUCAUAACACAUUUUAAUUUUCACUUAAAGAACAUGCUGAUGCGUAGUCCAAUUGAGAAGUGAGUUAAUAUAUCACUUCUGCACUCUACCGUAAUCUAUACAGUUAAUAAAAUAACCCGAAGAAUUCCAUUAAAUUCACAUUUCUCCACCAGUAUUCAGCCUCGAAAGAAAAACAAAGGGCGCCUCUGAAUAUCACAAACUUCGUCUGCCAUAACACAUACUGUACACUAAGUAUUAGUUUGAACGUUCACUCGGAAGACAGCAAAAACGAUAACAACGACUGCGCAUGCAAUAAAGAAACUACUAACGUCAACAUGAAUUCAGACAGAUGCACCUAGAAUGUGACUUCUCUAUUUCAAUCUUUAAUGAACUUAACCACCAGCAGGACUACAAGCGCAUGCUAGCGAAUACGUAUAAAACGAGCACAACAAUCACCAUAAAUGCAACCUCAAAAAAAUUACUUUUAAGAAAUCUUGUUUACACUAAAGCUUUUAGAACAUUUAAUUAUUUACUCUAAUUAGUUGUUUGCAGACAUAAAUCACCUAAAUUGUUCUAGCAUUUUACUGUAAGGUUUUGGAAAUAAAAGUGUGUUUUACAGUAUAAUUUCAUAAGAGCUAAUGACACCAAUUACCGUGCCAUGCACUCAUAAAAAACUGGCUUUUGUGGAACUCUUAUCUCUUUUAUGGAUUACACCUUAUAAAUAAUGCUGCAUAAUCGGUAGAUAUGCUUGUAUCUCUCUUUAAUGUCUGCGCAAAUUACGAAAGCCUUUUACACAGUUUUUUUAUAAUAGCACGCCAACCUACACUGAAACCGCUGAAUUUAAUUGGAAUAUUCGGUUUAUCUAAGACGCCCUAAAUUUACCUUCAUUUACCUAUCCUGUUAAAAUUAUGGCUUCUGCAUUUUGAUUGAUGUCGCUGUGACAAAUACAUAGUAAGUUUUUUAGACAAACACCAUCACCGUAGCAUAGAAAUUCUUAUAUUUCGCCAAAUUACCAAUAUAAAUGUUCGGCAGGCUCCAUGUUUGAUUUGUGGAACACGUCGUUGACGCCUUGCCGACUUUCGACCGACCGAAGUCGGUUGACGCUCGCGCUUAUCAUAUUGCUAACCACUAACCAUUAAUAGUGUAUGCCUUUUACUAUUUAGUUGGCAGCAAUGUAUCCAACAAUUUCCACGAUAUUCCAGGCCGGAAUUGAUGCUGAAUGCAGACAGAACGCGGCCUUUUAUUAUGUGCUGGUACCAACGUCUGCUGUUUCUUCCAAAAUGUACGUAGCAGCGAGUGAAACGUAAACCUCCUGACAACAGGACACGAGUCCUUAUCGCAUCUGUAGGCAUGCCAUUGUGCAGUAUUUGCAAACCACAGAGUGACGCGCAUUGUUUGAGCACUGAUAAGUGGCUACUUAAAACCGUUUUCGAAAAAUCAGACUAAGCAUUGCUUGUCCAAGACCGUCGCGACUAUUUACGUCAGUAGGUUGACAGCGCAAACGAACGCACCUAAUUAGAAAAGGUAGCUCGACAUUAAAUAUUGAUCUGCAGUUGUCUGGCAGCUAUCUGUUUGGUUAAAAAGUGAUAUACGAUUACGACAAUAUCUUUGUGCAUGUUACCUGUGUCGGUGUUAACUUAUUCGCAUUAUGGGUUGGCCGAUAAAGCAAAAAUGCAUAUGCGGAAGAUGUGGGAAAAGGUGGCUGCAUAUGUCUAAUGCAAAGGAUGCCAAUGACGAUGCAUAAGACGGCUGACUUGCUCUUUCUUAUUUCUAUUUUCGCAGAGCUGCAUUUUUGCUUCCUGACCAUCCAGAUGGCCGAGGUAAGCGGAGUGGACGCAAUCUACUUGUAUUCCCACUCCUAUGAGCACAUAGGAGGCGUGUACAGAGAAAGGGGAAUGUACGCAAAAGAAAGUGAGUCUAUUGGCUAUGUCGUCUUUAACAAGACCGUUCUUUAAUUAAACGUCUUUACGAGGACUUGGGCCUUGAAAUUUACACAACCAAAUUUCCAAGUAUUUUAAGUGAGACCCCUGAAAUUAUAAAUGUAUCAACGUUUAUUUUAGGCAAAGUGGUGCAGAUUUAAAAACAAAUGCAUGUGCAAGUUUGCCAUUUAGUGCAAAUUAUGAAUAAAUUGUUGUUGCUACGUUAACUAAAAAUGAAAAUAGCGUCAAUUUUAAUUUGCGUAGACGCGUAAGCUUGCGAAACAUCAUGUUUUCACUUUAAAAUUAAUAUAUAUUCCACACUUCCUUGUAGGUCACUUUGAUCUGCAAGGGCCCGUUGUGCACUGCGUAAACGUUCAAAAUUUAGAGAUUACCUGGAGAGUAAGAAAACCAGCAGGCGUUGAUGUGGUAUGCAACUUUUAAAUUAGCCUAUGCUGAAGCACGAUAUACGUGAUAGACGAAAGAGGCAUUUUUCCAGAUACGUUCAAACUAAAUGCACAUCCUCAUUAUAACAUGUUUUCCUGUCUUUGUCUGACGUAAACCACAAGCCCCGUGCUCUCUUUUGACCAAAAACUGGAUUUUUCCACAGAUGUCAUGCGCAUACCAAGGAUCAUUUGAUUUGCGUUAUGUGAAUUUAGAAGGUAAUGGUUUUUUGCCUACCAAACCACUUAUCUUUUUAGUGUAUUUAUAAAGCAACGGGGUCCCAUUAAUGCCCCUUAGUAACUUUGUGUACCUAUGAGUUCAGCCCGAGGUCAGCAAAUUUAAAAAGAACAACAAGUUAAACAAUUUUUUUCAAACCCCCGAUACCAUCAUGCAUACAUAUAUUGACUUAGCAGUAACUAUCGGAUCUUACUGCACUCUGAUCUGAAGUUUGCGCAUUCGUAACGUAGUUAGAAAUUAUGUACAAAAUGAGUCAAAGACAGGUAGUCAGCUAAACAUAAAGAAUUCCGAUGAAUAAAUUAAAGUAACUGUCCGGUAGUCUUAACCGCAUAUAACUAUUUCUUUCUGGAAUUGAUUUUGAAAGUUUUUUUGACGCAUUUACCUCUUUCGGAAGUAGAGACAGUGUUUGAAUCAUUGGGAUCAUCUUAUUUACAUAUCUAGGGAAUUUGGUAUUUAUUUGCUCUGGCUAAGUCAGGGCAGUAAAAUGUUAGCUUGCCUCACACCAAGUCAAAUUAAAUUACAUUUUUCAGAACAGCAAUCACGGUCCACAUAACGGAAGUAAUUUUCAAAUUUGCAUUAAACAGACACAUAGCAUAUAAAACGCAUAACAACGCCGGGGUCAAGGUGUUACUUAUGCAUUUGCAUCCAACAUCAGAGUUGGUGCGAAGAAAUACGUCUCUCUUGUUGCAUUGCUUCCAGAAAGUCGCUUGACGUGCUUCUGUUAAUGGCAUUGACUUUUAGUUACCAUUUCAGAAUUAGAAGAAAACAUCUUAGUUUUGUUUGGGAUGAGGAAAAUUCCCCGCAUUAUAAUGGGACAAUGUUGAUAUGGGUGUAAAAUAAACCACACAUAAUUAGAAUGCAUAGAGGCUUAUAUGAGUGAUUGCAAGCGGAUUCUAAGACGUCCUGCGCAUACCUGCAGGCAGGCCUUGCUUGUCGUGGACGUUAAAAAUUGCUUUAGCUCACUGAAAUCCAUCCUUGUAAAUAGAUAGCACGAAUGCCAGUUACAUUUUUCGGCCACUAUUUGCUCUAAAUGUAACACGUGUGUGCUUAACAAGUGCUUUAUAUAUAAAGAGACUAAAGUUAUCAGCAUGUGUUAAGUUUUGACUCCAAAUUACCAGUAUUCCCACUUCUGUCAGGUCAAUUACAAAUAUAGGCCUUUGUAUCAUUUUUAAUGUCUUCUGACAAUAGCCAGCUAGUUUUAAAAUAUUCACGAGAUUUGUUUUUAAAACUAUUGCAUGUUUGAAUAUUUUAGAAACCAUGGAACUUCAGACCGCUACUGUAACCGCGUCUUUCAGUAAUAAAGUAUUCAAGGGAUUUACCUGCUGGAUAAAUGUGAACAACGUAUCCGUGGCCGUGGAACACUUCGUUUUAUGGUUAGGUACAUUUACUCGCCAAAUAUUUGCGUGCAUAAUUUUCACAUUUUCUAACAUUUAGAGCACUUUAGGAGCUGUGUGUAUUGACUGUCACAGAAUGCUAUCUAAACGCACACCAGUUACGUCUUGUAAGAAAAAUGUUCUAGAAGGCUGUCGAAUAAUGCAACCAAUCUUUAUGUUCGGACAAUAUUCUUGUUGCUAACUAUCCAAUAUUAAUUUAUUCUAUUAUAAUUAUUCUAAACAUGCAUAUGCUGCGUCUGCAGUCCAUUUACACUUAUGCCAUUGCAGACACAACAUUCACGCCUUAAUGCUGUGAUAUUAAAAUGAAUCCGACGUAUACAGUUAAGGUUGACAGUCUGUUAGCUAAAAAUUUUCCCACGCGUUUGACGGUAAUGUUUUUUAAUCUCGGUGCAGAUGUCGCAUAUUUUGAAAAAUCUGACGGCAAACAAAGACGAUUAGUAGGCCCUGAAGAGGCUGAAACGGAAUUAUCUUGGAAUUUUGUGAUUUCCACACCAAAUCAGGCGUUUGUGAGAAAUGUGUUUUAUCUUAAAUCGCUAUGCAGUUAAUGAAGCUUCCUUCUUUGCCCAUAAAAAAAUUAAUACUUUUACAUUAAAUGUAAUGUUCUCACCAAAGCCUGUAGUAACACAUUCUUAUUGACAGGCAACACUAAUGCGGCAUGCCAAAUACCAGAUUGCUGUUUUUGAGCUAACGCGGUACUGUUUACUGACCAAAUGUUUCUCAUUAAGAAACUAAUUCUUUACAUCAUUGCUAUUUGCCCCAUUUUUGCGUAUACACUCUGUGCGAUUCAAUACUUUCGGAGCACAUUGAGCAAGGGUGAUCUUUAAGUUUCAAGGUCAUAAAUUGAUAAGCAAAGAUGCACACCUUCGUACAUGAAGGCAGAACAUAUUUAAACUUAUUUUAUCUUCAUUUGUAGAACUUUACGUGUCUGAGCCACAACGGAGUGAAAUGUACUGGCGUCACAGAAGUUCCGGAGCCGGAAAAGUGUGGUAUGUCACCUAGACGUAGUAAUGAUAUCGUAAUUACAUAAACUAAUUCAGCACUUAGAAUGCGUUUCCGUAGCUCCAAAAUGCCUUGUCAUUUGAUUAUUGUGGGUUCGCACAUAUACCAUGUAGAUUCCAAGAGCGUCUGGCCUAUACCAUAACUGUUGCUAAUAGUGUAACGAUAUCCGUAAUAAAAUUCCUGCAACCCAAAGGAAGAAAUUCAAAUGUGCAUCUAUUGCCAAAUUUGGAUUACCAGUGCGAUCAAAAAUUCCUUUACUAGAAAUUGAAAAUACCGAGACAGGGAUGAAGUAUGCGGUAAGGACAAGCAUCGACGUGAACGACUUUGCCGCCUAUGUCUGCUACAUUGGCGAAGAGGCAUCUGCCCAAUCGGUGUACAAGCUCGGUGGGUGUUCUAGAUUUAUUUGGAUAUGCACAUUUAUCAUGUAAAAGGUAUUUGAAUUGCACUUUUAUUUGCUCGAUUAAAGACAUCUUGAUAGUUAUUUUGAAGGAUUGCAAAGCCAAAAGUGCGAUAAGCGUGCCAUUCGUACUGAGGCAAGGAUUUGUGCAGAUCGAUAAGGAGCUGUUCGGAAAAACCUAUGGGACAUUCGUCCGCUCUCACUUAGAGUAUGCAGUCCAGGCAUGGCGACCGUGGUUGAAGAACGAUUAUCAACGACUGGAAAGAGUAGAGGCGAUGGCUACGAAGAUGGUCAAGAAUCUUCAUAAUUUGCCUUACGAAAUCAGACUGAUUGAAUUAAAUCUGUUUCCUCUAAAUUGCAGGCAUUUGCACGGCGAUCUUAUUCAAACCUACAGGAUUGUCAAAAUCCGUGAGUGUGCCCUAGACUUUGAUGAAUUCCUUGAAUUGGCCCGGACUGACCGUCUGCUUGGUCAUCCGUUCAAACUGCAAAGGAAACGAGCUCAUUCGGACGUCCGACGGAACGCCUUCUCUCACAGGGUCAUCGGGGCAUGGAAUGGACUCCCCGAUGCCGUCGUUCUUUCCGAAAGUGCCAAAUCCUUUAAGUGCAGGCUAGACGCUCAUUUGUUGAUAACCUACUGUACAUAUAAUAAUGAUUGUUUUAGCGGCGGCAGUUUGCGCCUAGCUCACACUUACCGCUAAGUUCUUAACGUUUCGCUUUUGCUGAUGUAAUUGAUGACUUUAUUUCUGUUUAUCGAUGUGAAUAGGGAGCUCAAGGGCGAAAGCCUCAUUCUCUUAAUAAACUGACUUAAACUGACUAAAGAAAGCGGUCACUAUUAAAAGGAGUAUUUAUUGAUGAUGAAAAUGGUAGAAUUUGCAUUUUGUAUAACCAUCUGCACACCCUUAACACAAAUAAGUUCUGAGUACUAGCAUGAAAUGCUGUAGGCAAUAAUUAAUAUUAUGCAUGUUGAUAAAUUUGCUUCUCAUUUUUAACAAAAUCAUUAACUAAUGAUUUUGAAAAUAAAAUGAAAGAUUUAUGUUUUUGCCUUGUGGUUUUCAGGUAGAGGACAGCUAUGCUAAGAAGGUUGCGUUAGAAUCAAAAAAUGCCUAUCAGUAUUCGCGACGCUGCCCUCGAGGCAUUAUCCAGUCAUCCUGCAUAAGUAUGGUCAUAUUGGAACAACAUCCCACAACAAAAGCCAUGUUAACACAGGCGGUGGAAUUAAGGAAUAAGAGCAUAUGAGCAAAACGACAUGCGGUAAUAUCACUUGCGUUCCUUAAAUGUUAAAUGUCUGAUAAAUCACAGUGAUUCAGAAUAGCCACAAUGAUCUGUAAACUUAACCCGACGCUUUAAUUCGUGCCUAUAGAGGAUUGCUCGUAAAUCAUGUUUUGCACAUCUAAUCGAAUUUCGCCCGCGCUGUUUGAAUUUUUAAACGGCUUCUCCAAAAAUAUUGGAUAAUAGAGCACCUCAUCGACAUUCUAUCUUACGAUCAGGAAGACUCAUUCCCAAACUUCAUUUGCCGCUGGAACUUCGCCUUGACCUACACCACCUACAGUUCACAAACACUGUCUCAAUGUGCCUAGUGUUUCAGUGCAACGUCUACAGAGGCCGAGUCGAGUAAUUUGUAUUAUUACUAUGUUUGCUUGUCGCGCUGUAUAUAUUCAGGUCCUACACAAAUGCCAAAUCUAGACUUAGUUGAAACGCCAAUCAGACAUUCCACUUUCGAGUUUUUCGAGUGACCGUUAUAAAACCGUUACUCCUUAAAUUCGUUCCCAAAGAUUUUCCCUUCUACCUAAUUUAAGAAAGCACUACGAGCAUAUGCGCUGCUGCCUAAAUUCCGCCGUCGAUCUCACGAUCCUCGCAAAGCCGUCCGACAGCCCAACCCAAUCGGCCGAAUCAACGCGGUUGCAGCUCCUCCUACAAAAUUAUAUUGAUUGUACAGGCGGGCCACACGCAAAAAGGGUUUGUAGUGGAUGUCAGCUGUUAGCCCUCAGAGUCAGCCAUACCAAGAAAGAGACUGGACAGAUAUAGGCUCUUCUACAAAUUGAUAAGGUACACCUGAAGAAAAAAAUUCCCCCACUUGAAGAAUAACAAGGAGAAAAGCAAAAGUACCUCACUUGAAAGUCUCUAUACAAAUGUCUCCUAAACAGAUACGACUGCGCGAAAAAUAAAAUUGACAGCAGUCAAUAAGAAAAUGAGAAAGAAUAAAAAAGUUUGGUGUUAAAAAAACCCAAAAAAGGAACAGCCGCUGCUGAAUUAUAUCGCCACACCCCCCGAACCAAAAAACUCUAAAACAUUCCCUACAGUCCGUGUCAACGACCCCCUCCAAAUCAGACAAAACUGGUAUCGAUUAUCGAAACUGCGAUAGAAAAUGUGUUCUGUAAUCGCCAUCUAAUAUCCUUAAAGCAUCAAAUCCCACAGAGAGCGAUACAUCAACAAAAUAUACGAAAGAUAUCGCCUGAGACCAAUGUCUCGUUAUUCCAGGGACGGUGAAUUAAGUGCCAACAAUCAUAAAGAGCGGGUUACGGAAGAUCAAAGGCUUUUCCAAGGCUAUUCCAGCAAUAUGGUAGAACCCCUGAUGCAAAUAAAGUACUGAAAGCCUUCCGCCUCGGAAAACGGACGAGCAACCACCCAGCACAAACACGCCCCGACCCCUUUAAGUUGUGCUGGUUUGUAAGGAAAAAGCUGGGUUGAUUCUCUCUAUCGGUGCUUUAGAAUGUAAGGCACCAACGCCGGCGUUCUUUCAACCGGAUUUCUAGCCAUCAGAGAGGCUAAAAUGUCGUCUUCUACUUCCAGAGCUGAGGAAGAGGCUCAGCGAAGGAGAACUGAAUUUGGUUAUCUACAACAACCAAAUCAGCCAGCGUCCAACAUUCUUUCUGCGGACGCUCCCCAUCCGUAUGACCGCGCAGCUGACAUAGUAGGCGAAAGCCCUGAACGCAUCGCAAUUCUUUUAUGACAACCAUAAAUUGCAAACUGAAAUUCCUAUAUAAAAAUGUGCAGAACAUGUUAUCGGAUGUCGUCGAGCUAAAGAUCCAUCUAUCUAAACUACUACCGCACACAAUCUUACUAAAAGAAAUUUGGUUGAACCAGCAAGUGGACAACCGUGAGUUAACUAUACCAGUAUACCAGCUGUUUAGAAGAGACAGGCGAGGAUGUCAGGGUGAAGGUGUACUUACGUAUUUAAAAUAAAACAGAUAAACCUACGUGUACUUCCGAGACAAUUUGGAUAACUAUAUAAGCACCGGGUUCACCGAGCCUUGAGAUCCUGACUGUCUACCGACCGCCUAAGAAUUACUUCACGGCGGGCGCCCGACCUAUUAGAGAGAUUCCCUAUGCGGUCUAAAGUCUUUAUUAUGGAAUACUGCAUACACCUCUUAUCGACUGGAGUUCAGCUUAUGCAUCUGGUCCAGACAAUGCUUUCGACCGACGUUUGCUGGGCAUGACGCUCAGGUUAUUCCUCACUUAGCACGUCUCGUUCCCGACGAGAGUGUGCGAAGGGCAGCAAUCAAACUGCCUAGGUCUGCUCCUGAAUACGUCGCUGAACAGCACUGAUGGGGAGCAAUGUCUACCUUCCCUAGGUCUAGGCGACCACCUCGUACUGUUGUGGGAGUAUUCCAUCUUUCCUGUGUCCGGACAAGCCACCAGGGUCAGAUAGAACAUUUUACAUGGUGAAUUUGCCCAAAUGAAAGCUAAACUACACAGCAUAAACUGGGAACCAGCUUUUUCCAAUGACAUAAUGAAGGAAUAGAACGGGUUAAGGGAGAGCUGUUACAUUUUUCUCAGAGACCACUGUUGUAUUUCACGGAAGAAAUUGAACAGCUGACCUCCAUAGAUAGCAAAAGCUUUAAAAUGCGGUGAACAUUUAUUUGUGGUUAUUGGGGAAAUUCCUCUCGGAUAGGACCCCUGUGUUGAUAAAUGUAUAAAAGGCACAUAGGACGCUAGAUAAGAGGCUAAUCCUCCGGACGCGAGUACUUUCGAGAAAGACCUACUGAAUCGGGUCGUAGAAAAUCCUGAGUGAUUCUUUGGUUAUAUAAGAAGAACUACACGAAUAAGAGAUCCAUGCCCAUUAUUAAAAGCUAGUAACGACCUAGAACUCAGUGAAAGACGAAACAAAGGCAGCACCAAUAUCACAAUUUUUCGAAAUCCAUCUUUGCGAAUGAAAGCAAAUUACUGCCUCCCGACUGCGACAUUGUGGGCGGGCCAACAAGUGAGUUUGUCUAUUUUCCCGAAGCCAUUGUUCACAAAGAACUGGCGACGGUGAAUAUGUAUAAUCACCUGCGCCGGAUGACAUACCACCGAAAUUGUUGAAUGAGUUAGCUGGAGAACUAUCUAAACCGCUGUCCAUGCCUUUUCAAGCUGUGUUCAAAGCAGGUUAUUUGUACGCCAAUUAAAAAUAUACACGGAUCAUACCAAUUUAUAAAGGUGGCAGUAUGGAGUUAGCAAAAAAUUACAGACCAAUUAGCCUUAGUUCAAUUUGCUGCAAAAUUAUGCAAAAAAAUUAGGCGAAAAAUAAUGCGCUUCCUAAAAGAGCAUGAUUUGGUAUGCGAUGGCCAGUACGGAUUUUAUAGAGACAGAUCAUGCGAGAACAACCUACUUUAUUGUUUAGAACGUUGGAUCCGUGCCGCUGAUGGCGGCAAUGCAGUGCACGCAGUCUACGUCGACUUUAAGAAGACAUUCGACGGUGUACCGCAUCAGCGUCUCCUGUACAAAUGAAGUCGAACAGGUAUUAGGAAUACUCUUCUGAGAUGGAUCCGAAGCUUCUUGAUCAAUCGCUCUCAAAUCGUCUACGAGGCUUUUAAGCGCAAGUUGGAGCAGUGUACCACUAAACUUCAUAAUGCCACCUGACAGAUAUUGCCUUAUCAUCUCGUUUGAAGAGUUUAUUAUUAUUAUAAUACUACCGUAUAUCAGUAGCGUUUGUUUGUUAUUAUUUUCCCGACUCAGUUGGAUGUGAGAGCUGGCUGGAAUUCAGUCCAGGGAUUGGCGGCUAGAGUGAGACGCAUCUGCUCAACUGAAGCUAUUGAAGAAGAACUCCAUCAACUGCGGAACACAUCUCGCGAGAACGGAUACCCAGAUAGAUUUAUCCUUCGAAAUAUUGGGGAACGCGCCGAAAAGCCUACUGUUGCGACUGCGGAAAAGAAAGAUGCAUUCAUAAGAUUGCCUUUUGCAAGAGACGCAGAGAGCGAACUAGUCAGACGGCGCUUAACUACAGCUAUCACGAGGGCAUUCCCCACGGCGAAUUUACGCGUAUGCUUCACAAAGUCUUCCCUCCUCCGUUUGGGGGGUACAGACAGACUACUGUUGAAGGCCACAUCAAUGUGCAUUUAUUUAUUUCCUUGCUGCUGUGGAGCAGGAUACAUCGGCCGCACAACGAGACGCCUGAUAAAGACGGUGCUUGAACAUAUGCCCGCCUGGCUAGGCAGAGGUGAGACCCGGUCGAUUUCGAGUUCUACUCUCUCACAUUUACUCGAUAGGAAUCACCGAGUCGAUGCCAAGGAAGCAUGUCAGGUUGUCGACUGGACAACAAAAUGCUUCUCUAAUGCCUACUCCAACGAAUACUAGCAACGGCAGAGGCAGUGGCAAUACGGUUAGCGAAUCCGGUGUUAUGCUGUCAGAAAACCCUGACACAGGCGCUCUCUCUGCCGUGGUCGACGCAAACCCCAAUUGAUGACGCCAUGUCGCCUCAAAUCCCUGAUUACAGUGAAGGCUACUCCGCGUACUCAAUCAUAAAAACAUCACUCAAAGACUCUCUUACCCCCUCCCCUAGCUCUGAGGACCAACACCCGCCGACCUUGUCAUGCGGGUGGCGUGGAGAUUAUGAGUGUUAAUGACUUAAUAGACCUUGAGACAUCUCUAAACCCUGUUGAUUUUGUAUUUUUUCAUUCCUGCCGAAGAAUUAACAAAAACACGUUUUCGCCAACUUGACUUUUCAAGUUGGCAUUUAAUUUGUCUCCUCCAGAAACUGGGAUUGCACCUAUUAUCCAUGGACAGAAUACUGUACAAAACAGUUAGUAAUGUCAAUAUUUUAAAAACUUGUGGCAAUUCGUUUAUCAGGCUGGCUUUUAUAUUUAUUGUUUACAUUAUCACAUUUUUGAUAUGAUUUUCUUCAUCGUGAAAAACAGGCAGCUCACAGUUUCAACACCUACGUUCCCUAAAAUAAACUGAAUUUAAAACCCUUGCCACCAUCGUUUGCUCCAUAAUGUAUAACUUUUGGGUAUUAAUAUACAAUUCGUCGUAAAUUCCUAUUGCGCUCUUGAAGGCAAUCAAUACAUUAAACAACUAAAUUACAAAGCCCGGCGGGGUCGUGUGAUAAAGUAAAUGUGGGUCUAGUUCCCUCCAGCCUAUUGCAACUAGUGGCAUUUACUAAUUCUGCUACACGAAGCUGUCUGUCCACGUAGGAUUUUCUCAUCAAUUGCUGCAGGGCCUUCUCAAAGUCCUCCCGGCCAAAAAAAAUAAUACGUGUCACGGCAGAUUUUUAAUGAUAUAUUUUAUGUAACUGUGGAGCAUUCUGCGACCUUAAAUAAACAGAAACUGUAAGCAGGCCACCAUCUUUUGCUCCAUAAUGUAUAGUUUUUGGGUAUACAUUUACAAUUCGUCGUAAAUUGCUUCUACGUUCAUGCGUAUGGACGUGGCGCUGAAUAUAUGUGUGCGUGUGUGAGGGUGUUCUGCGGAUGAAAAAUAAGUCCUUUCGGUUAAAAAUGGGCUUUCUUUUUAAUGAACUUUCAAACAAUGCGAGCUUUGAACAUGUGCGUGGCGAUGCAAGCAAACAACAUCUUAUGCCUAUUACAGGUACUACUUUGGGUCAUACGACCCCGUCAAUCAAUUUUUGUUGGUAUUUCUCGUAGGCGAGUGUUGUUGUUGACAAAUGCAUAUUUUUUUCUCGUCGAAAGAAGACAAUAAAUCAAGCGUUAAACAUUGUUGAGUUAUUUUUCGGAUCUCAUAUUCAUUGAGAGCUGGUAAGUCAUUUUUGGGUGUAGAAAGAGAAAAGCCCAUUCAAACCAAACACGUUUAUCUUCGACUAUAGCUUCCUGCACUCCUGUCUCCGAAAUUUUCUAUUACCCAAAGUUUUCACUUAUCCAGCAACUAACGUUAGAAGCGUGCCUCGGAUUGUAUAUCUAGUGGCCCAGUCUGUUUGCGAAAAUAGUAGUCGCAUAAAUCUCCGCCUUUCCGCGUCCUCGAUUUGUAUUUGAUUCCGCAGGUCUCUAUACAUUUUAGUAUUCUAUUUCGUGAGAAUUACUGUCAUGAAGCCUUUAGUCACAUGGGAUAUUGCUUACGUAGCAUAAAAUAGCAUAAAUGUAAUAGCAGAAAUUGCAAGUAAGAACUUUUAGAUAUUCCGGAGAGUAGGCUGACCAUCUUAACGAGAUGAAGUUCGUUCCUAGUAAAAAAACGUAUUUCGUCCCUUAUAACAUUUUACUUGCCAGCAUUAUGACGUAAAGUGGAUACACACGGACUCAGUCAACAGCCUGAGGUGGAUUUAUUAUUGUUAAAGACCAAACUAAGUUGCAUGCCUUCUUAUUCCGACUUGUUCUUGGUAACACAGUCAUCAGCCCGUUAUAUGGUACGCACAUACUCCCCACGCUAUAAAUCAGAACGGGUUGGGCAGUGACUGGGGUCGAGAUAUAAAAAAAACGGAGUAAGGUGAACGACUCAGCCCAUUUGUAUCACUAAAAUAUGUCUGCCGCGCCUAAAGCCAUAACGGUGCACGAUGAACUAGGAGGAUGUCUCUAACAUCUUAUUCGGUGCACUGUUUGUUUUGUGGGUUCAGUGGCUGAGUGGCAUACAGAAAGUCAGGCAGCAAGGACUCCUUCCGAGUGUGGUCUUUAUGACACUCCCACAUAGUGGGACGAGAACCGAGUGCGGAAGCAGACCCAAGUGUGGGGUCCGGCCCUGCCAGCCCAUUGCAUCACCUCCCCCCCCAACCUCCGGUCUUUUUGUGCAUGUCCUGAUAGCGCGCCCAGGCGGGUAGGAUCGAUCCUCUAUUAUCCCUAAAAAACCGCGCGCAAGUCACCGCGCCCGCUCGCACACUACUGUGCGGUCGACGUCGUCGGUCACAAUGAUUGAACUGCCAUAUCACAUAAAGCUGUCGUCUUGUAGCGAUCAUGUCCUCUGCGUCCACCUGCUUUCCAUUAUACAUACUGCUUUUACACUUGUAUUUCAUUUGUUAAACCAUGAUAAGUAUUUUCUCCAAAUCGUGGCAUGCUGUAUGGGAAAUAAAUUGGGAAGUAGCAAACAGUACAUGUCACCUGGGAAGGUAAUUAUCUGGCUGUAGUGAACGAAUGAAUGAAAUUAUGUAAAAAAGAGAGAGGCAGGUAUACCUGGGGGACAUUAUGAAGAUGGCAAUGACAGCACAUGCACAAACCACCACCUACCACACACAAACGCUCUAAAGGGAUUGCCAUAUAUUAUGGUUUCAUUGGAUCGGCCCCUUUUAAUUUCCUUUGUUAUCGUUAGCACUGAAUUGGAACAUUUGAAUUGAUUUUUCUUAGUGCACCCGUCAAAUACUUAUCAAACUUUGUCUUGAAUAAUUUUAUGCGAGCGAACCGCUUGUCGUAGAACUCUCCAUCACCAAGGCGUAUUGCGGAAACGUAGUCAACAUAGCAGUUAUUUGCAGGUGUAUGCCUGUCCGUCCAACCAGUGAUGUUAACGCUCGCUGUCAUAUGUCCAAGCUUUAUUAUCGAAGCUGGAAAUCGAAGCAGAGUCUUGGCCUAGUAAAAGAAAAGAAUAAUUUUGAAAUUCUGCAACAAAUCUCAGGUACAAUAUAUUACAAUUUAUGAGAAGUUGUGAGUUCAUAACAUACCUGGCGCCAGUAUAGAUUAACUGUAAUAAGCACAUUUUGGCAGUUAUAUUUCAGUAAAUCCGGAUUACGAAACACACGACAACCCGUCACCCGUUGAAAACCUCCAAUUUCAAGGGGCAUAGAAAGGACUUGCGUAUCGAAUGUAAAUAAUUUAGUUUGUUCCCUCAGAAGGAUAAAACUCCGCAGAAGGAAUUCAUUAAAGCUUGUGAUCACCUAAUCAUCAAAACAUCUUGCAUAUUCAUGUCAAGGAAUAAUCGCAUGUUCAACAAUCACUCUGGACAAUUAAGACCUACUUCGAGCAGUCAGAAAAUGCUGAUAAACUUUUGAGUAAAAGUUGAUAUUUUAUUGCAGCUCUAUGCGGAAAUAUAAAAAGGUGAGCAGAAAAGCAAACAAGAUUGUAAACAGUUACAGUAAACUACUUUAAUUAAUCGUAUAAUUUAUCGAAGACAACAGUACAACCGAUUUUAACGUCUUUUUUGCUGACUCAACAUAGUCUUUUAAAUUUGAGAGGUCACGAAAAUGUCAAGGUUUCUAGCAAUCCUUUUAAACGAUCGAAGCCAGUUCUCUGAAAGACAAACGCAUGCCUGCUACGCGUGUCGUCUCACACUAUGCUAUCUUAAGAUUUCUUAAAUUCUGACAGGGAUCGAAUAGCACACUUACAAAAAUUUAAGACAUAAAACAUUGCAGACGCAUGUAAACAAUAUUGUCUUCGUGCAAAAAUAAAUGCGCAAAAGACGUUUAUUGAUAUUCAAACGUUAAACAAUUCUUUAAAGAUGAAUUGUGUGGGUAAGACAGCAUAUUGCAGAGACUGCUGUUAAUGGAAAUGUUCAUAUAGAGAAAUGACUACGAUGCUGCUAUGUUUGCAGAUUACUCACGCUUGCCUGUCUGCAUGCUAAAAGUAAUUGCAAAAACCAUAAAAGAACUGGAAAUACUGCGACAUUCAUCAUCGUAAGCCAACAAAGUGUAUGGAAAACUGAGAGGUGUUCACAACUAAAAUACCUUUCUGCAGCCGCGUCCAAUCGCAUGUUUGGGCUAAAGUCGACUGAUGAUUCGUUUUGAAUACGCAAUUGAACUUUUAUCCUCAUCCAAAGUACGCGGUUUAAUUAGUGUUAGUUUGACGCUCCUGAAUGGAUAACGAUUGCACACACAUUAACCAUCAUCUGUGCAGAUGCGCCUGACCUAGCCACUUCAAAGCAUGCCUUACGUAAAUUCCCCAAUAGGCUGAGGCUUUCUUGGCAAGAUGGAUAGUCGCAACGAUGUUCGGGGGCAUACACUCACUUCUUCUCCUAGCAGAUACUGGUUACAUGCUCGUCAAUGUGGGACGUGACGCAGACUUUUGAAUCUGCCUCAGUGUCUAGCUGCAUUCAAAACGACUUCCCGCAAGUAGCCUAGUUUGUAAUUACUUCAAAACCCGAGAGUAUUGCAAAGGCGAUUCUCGGUAUCAAAUUACUGCGAGGAAAUUCUCCGAUCGCAUCGUCCUUAAUCGCCCCAACAUGCAUCUGCAACACAGAGGUCAAUACUCAGGUUUCAGUAUGGCCGGCUGAUAUCGACUAAGCCACAAGAAAUAGUCGUUCAAGCCACCCUAGUAUUUUUUGAUAGUAGGUUUCAUGACAGAUUUCAAUAAAGUCCUUUUUCCAACCCUGAAAAACGCAGUUAACUAAGAAUUCCUAAUGUAUGAUUGCAAAUGUAAGACUUUAAGGUGAUCAACACUUUAAUCAGCUAAAUUACAAAGCCCGCCGGGGGUCGUGUGAUAAAGUAAAUGUGGGUCUAGUUCCCUCCAGCCUAUUGCAACUAGUGGCAUUUACUAAUUCUGCUACACGAAGCUGUCUGUCCACGUAGGAUUUUCUUAUCAAUUGCUGCAGGGCCUUCUCAAAGUCCUCCCGGCCGAUAAAAAUAAUACGUGUCUCGGCAGAUUUUUAAUGAUAUAUUUUAUAUAACUGUAAAUUCCUUCUGCGUUCAUGUGUAUGGACAGGGCGGUGAAUAUAUUUGUGCGUGUGUGAGGGUGUUUUGCGGAUGAAAAAAAGGUCCUUUCGGCUAUAAAUUGGCUUUCUUUUUAAUGUACUUUUCAACAUGCUAUUCAACAUGCCUAGGUAGUUAACUGGAUAUUCUACAGUAGUAGACCUAAAAGACAGCUGUCAGUUUUGCCUGUCCUCGCAAUAUUUCACGAGGGGAAAAUGCUGUGGCUAAGGUUUUAUCCUCGGAAAUAUGCUGGAAAAUCAACAACUUAUUUACUUUCAGCCUCAGGCUCACCAGAAUGCAAAUACGUGUGAGUGAUAGUCUGUUGAAAUAAGGACACAUGUCAAUAGUAGUGAAAAUUCGAUUCCCGGGUGGCAUAUCAAAAGAAGAGGAGGCCUUCACCGGGAGAGGUGUAUUUGAGGUCUGACGUUUCGGUUAGUCGUUUCUUCUCCCACAGUGAUUGGUUUAAUGUCAAAAAACGUCGUACAUUUUUUACCAACCUGUGUUUUUCUUUGGCACCAAAAGGCGCCCUGCUCCCCGACAGCAAUGUUUAGAGGGGCCUAAAGUCGAAUCCAAGUAGAUCAUACAAAAUAUCUUCAAGAGUUAUUAAAAAAGAUGUUUCUACAAGACAGAAAGGGUGGGUUUUUAAAACUGAAACUGUGUGUAAUAAAACGAAACGACUGAUCUGCAGGUAUUGCAGUAUCAAAUUAUCAGACGGAAUUGAUUGCGUUUUUUCUAAGAAAAUCGGUUUUUAUAGCAGCAUGUUAUCUUUGGAAAAGGGUCGCCGGUUUAAUGUUCUAGAGUCAGAUCCGUUAAUGGUUAAGUCGCAAAAGUUCCCACUCGCAUUUCUCUGUGUAAUGCACCCGUAUGUUCCUAUCAUUUUGCAAAUAUUCCCUAAAAUAAGGGGGCCAAGAGCAGCGUUUAGAGCCUUUGAGCAAAAAUCUAUAUUACCGUAUAUGCGGACAAUUAUAAAUGUCAUUGGCGAACGUAGACAUGGCUUGGUAAAUCAGACGGGCAUUUUGACCUGUGCAGCAACUACAGUUCCUUAAAAGUAAUUCUUGCCACACAUUGAUGGUAGAAAGUUGUUUGAGAACGAACACAUCAAUUUUCUAAUACACAGGCGAGUUAUCGUUUUAGCGUCGUACCCUCAAGUAUAGUAAAUAGUGCCAUAAAAAACCCUUCGUUCGAAUACGUUAAUUUUUUCCUGGCAUUUGCGAAGACGUGAUGAUUGACCAAUAAAAUGAUAAAAAAUAACAUUUACGUCUGUGCAAACUCGAUUAUGUUUUUACGUUAUUUGGUGACGGUAAAGUAAAAAAUUAACACCGUUAAGUGUGUUGCUGUUCAAAUAAAAAGUAUUCUGGACACCCGUGAUAGUAUAAAGAAACUAGAACAGACAUCGACAGCAAAAAGAGCUGCAUAAUGUGUGCAUCCGUCAAAUGAUACAGAAAUAAAACCGAUUUCUGUGAGGUAUAUACAACAUACUUGCUCUGAAUUGUACCUUUGAUUGGGAAUGGUUAUUUUAGUUGGGUCGUAUAGGCUAGGUACCGGGUGCCAUCCUCACAAUAUAUUUCACUUUUAUGAAUGCGCUUUUUGCUAGCUGCCUGUUAAAAAAACGCACUCUUUGUAAGAUGACUACUUACCUAAUAUAGACGUUUGAAAUUAAUUUCUCAUAUAUCUGCUACUCCAAACAUAUUUAUUAGACAAGACACGCAAAUAUCCUUUUGUCUACAAAUCCAACUGUAAAUUACGUCUUCUCCAAUGUUUACAGACAAAGAAACGCCAGCAUUUUGAUCCAAAGUCUAAAAUAAUGAACGUUUUGUAAAAGCGAAAUGUCCAUUCAUGCGGUAUCAUGAAUAAAGGCGAAAUUUCGAGUUCCUGGAGUAUCAUAAGUGAAGAACAAAAGUCGACCACCGGAACACUGUGUUUAUUGUCCUGUGCUUUCAGACUCGUACAGUAGUCCAUCAUCAGAGGUAGUGGCGGCAAAAGAACAAGCGAAUGUUAUAUGGCAUGCGGGCAAAUCGUCGACUGACGGCGCAAGACGGGAGGCGACUAAGUGGGGAUCUGUACACCUGCGACAGAUCGAUAAAUCGAUGGACCGAGUUCUCAUCCAGGCCCCACGCUUCAAUCAAUUCUCGCCCUGUUUUGUCUGUGGCAUGGGCGGCUACUUUGGUGCCUGCGAAGUUAAACGCGUGACCUAUUUCGUAGGUGUGGGCGACCAAUUGUGA
Molecule: messenger RNA, 20872 nt
Organism: Spirometra erinaceieuropaei
Lineage: Eukaryota; Metazoa; Platyhelminthes; Cestoda; Diphyllobothriidea; Diphyllobothriidae
Source: the annotation of a GenBank genome assembly